AUGACUGUUGAAAUUUUUUCUCUCCCAGGCACGUUAACCGAGAAAGAGUCCUCUCCUCACACUAGCUACCACCGAGCAAACAACAACCUGCCAUGCAACACAAGCUCCCCGCCAAACGAUAAGGCUGCGAGGAUACCAUACGCCGACAAAGGAAAGGGCAUAGCUUACCAGUCCGAACCCAGCCAAUGGAAGCGCAUCCGAGCUCCAGAACUGGACACGUCGGAUCUGGUAAAAGAAAACGCUCUUACGCUCAUCGGAAGACUGACUAACCCAAAGGAACAAAGGCUACGAGCCAUGUUCAACUUCUUCCUAGACCGUUGGGAACUCAAGAGUAGUUUCGAAGGCUCGGACCUGGGCCACGACUGCUUCCAACUUAGAUUCAACAGAGUGGAAGAUCUCAAGAAGGUUCUUGAUAACAGACCGUACCAAUUUGGCCAUUGGAUGGUCAUACUACAGAAGUGGGAACCGGUAAUCUCCUCUAGCUUCCCGUCUCAAAUUCCCUUCUGGAUCCGGCUCAAGGGUUUACCACUGCACUACUGGAAAGAAGAGCUCAUCUGCAACAUCGACAGGGAGGCUGGUACCCUACUUGGCCAUGAGAUCUCUAAAACGGAGGCAAAGAUUCAUGUAUCAAUCAACGCGCUAGAGCCAAUAGUGAAGGAAACCAUCGUUGAAUUUGCCUCGGGAGAAGAAGCCUUGGUAACACUCGAAUACGAAAGACUUGGCUUCCACUGCUCAAGCUGCAACAAGCUAACACACAACAACAAAGACUGCAAGUUGAGAAGCACAGAAGACCAGACCCUAAACAAGACAAACCCUGAACCUCGGGACAGACCAAAAUCUACUCAUAGAGAGGAAAGAGAAGACAGAGAGCUUCGAGGAAGGAGGGAUGGGUCACCUGACUACAGUCACAGAAGAGAUAGAUAUGGUAGAGCUUUUGGGGAACGAGUCUAUUAUAGCAACUCCGCGAGUGAGGUGAACAGAGAGAGAUCUACUGCCUCCAGCUUCCAACGCAGACACAACACUCAUAGAGACUACCCAGAGAGAAGCCGCCACCCACAAAACCGGGAACCUGAAGGUUCCAACGGUGUGGGAAGGAGAGAUCUGAGACCCCAUCUGCAAGAAAAACACGUGACAAAUGGCAGAAGCACCCAGUCAGGGCUACAGUGGCGCGAAAAAUCUCCCUCGAGUUACACAAGAAGAGAAACAACACCGGAGUUGGGAGGGAACCACACUUACCAAACACCGAGAAGAGAGAGACUGGAACCAGAACCAAACAUCCCUGCAAUCCCUACAAUAGAUGAGGUUAUGGAAGACCUAAGAGAGGUGACGGUCUGA
Microthlaspi erraticum is the source of this 1335-nucleotide messenger RNA. NCBI's taxonomy places the organism in Eukaryota, Viridiplantae, Streptophyta, Magnoliopsida, Brassicales, Brassicaceae. The record is from the annotation of a GenBank genome assembly.